AACCGCCAACGCUGACGUCGUUUCCCUAAUCUGCAAAGCCCGGAUGAAACUUCGGUUUCCAUCCUCAUCCUCCUCCUCCUCCUCCUCCUCCUGCUAAUCCAAAUCAACGUUCCAAUCUCGAAUUCUAGGGUUUCCUAUCCUCUCUUGCAUCUCGAGGGAUCUGCUGUUCCCCUGAUCGAUCGAGCCCUCCGUAGCUCAACUUUCCCUUUCGUUCGAAAACCCUAACGGAACUCUUCCUUCUCUCCGCGCCCGCCGGGAAACAUGCCCGCCGCCGCGGCCGCCGAUGACGACCUGAAGAAAUUGGAGUACCUAUCGCUGGUCUCCAAGGUUUGCUCCGAGCUCGAGACUCACUUAGGCUUCGGCGACAAGGUGCUUGCCGAAUUCAUCACCGAGCUGGGCCGGAACUGCGAGACGGUCGACGAAUUCGAUGCCAAGCUCAAGGAGAACGGAGCCGAAAUGCCCGACUACUUCGUACGUACUCUUCUCACGAUCAUUCACGCGAUUUUGCCUCCGAGUGAUGGGGCCGAUAAGCAGCAGGGAAAGAGAGGCGACGACGGGGAGGGUGGUUCUAAAGGUCAGUUCAAGGCUUUGGGGAUUGCUGACAGUAGAGAGAGGGUGAAGGACCUGGAGAGGGAGCUUGAGUUGGAGGUGCAACAGCGGAGGAGAGAGGGUGGAGAGUAUGAGAAGGAAGGGAGAGAUAGGGAUAGGGACAGGGACAGGGACAGAGACAGGAGAGAGAGACACCGGGAUAGGUAUGAUAGGAGAAGCGAGGGAGGGCAUAGGGAUAAAGAAAGAGACAGAGACAGAGAUAGACAUAGAGAUAGAGAUAGAGAUAGAGACAGGGAUCAUGAGGAGGUUGAUAGAAGGGGAAGGCAUAGAGAUCAGUAUGAGAGAAGUCGAAAGGAUGGCUAUGAAGAUCAUGAGGAUGAUAGAGAAGACACUAGAGAUAGAAGGAAUGGGAGGUAUAAUUCCGAUGAACCCGAGCUAUAUAAGGUUUAUAGAGGGAGAGUUUCUAGAGUGAUGGAUACGGGGUGCUUUGUUCAGUUGAGUGACAUUAGAGGUAAGGAGGGGUUGGUGCAUGUUUCGCAGAUGGCAAGCAGGAGGGUUGCUAAUGCGAAGGAUGUAGUCAAGCGGGAUCAGGAAGUUUAUGUGAAGGUGAUUUCCAUCUCUGGUCAGAAAUUGAGUCUUUCCAUGAGGGACGUGGAUCAGGACACUGGAAAAGAUUUGCUUCCGCUGAAGAAGAGUGACGAUGAUGAUGCUUAUCGUGCUAAUCCAACUUCAGGGUCAAGGGAUGGGCCUGUUGGCAGAACAGGUCUUUCUGGGAUCAGAAUUGUGGAGGAAGAUGAUGUGGCUCCAUCGAGGCGACCCUUGAAGAGGAUGAGCUCACCGGAGAGGUGGGAAGCGAAGCAAUUGGUAGCUUCAGGCGUGUUGAAGGUAAAUGAAUACCCAAUGUAUGAUGAGGAAGGGGAUGGUAUGGUGUAUCAGGAGGAGGGAGCUGAGGAAGAGCUUGAGAUUGAGUUAAAUGAGGAUGAACCUGCGUUUUUGCAAGGGCAGACCAGAUAUUCUGUGGAUAUGUCACCGGUGAAGAUUUUCAAGAAUCCGGAGGGGUCCUUGAGUCGUGCUGCUGCACUGCAGUCUGCUCUUAUAAAGGAGCGGAGAGAAGUACGGGAGCAGCAACAGAGAACGAUGCUUGAUUCCAUUCCAAAGGAUCUUAAUCGUCCUUGGGAAGAUCCCAUGCCAGAGACAGGCGAGAGGCAUCUCGCUCAGGAGCUCAGAGGCGUUGGCCUGUCAGCUUACGAUAUGCCAGAGUGGAAGAAGGAUGCCUUUGGCAAAGCAUUGACUUUCGGGCAGAGGUCGAAGCUCUCCAUCCAGGAACAGAGGCAGAGUUUGCCCAUUUACAAGUUGAAAAAAGAACUUGUGCAGGCCGUACAUGAAAAUCAAGUUCUUGUUGUUAUUGGUGAAACUGGUUCUGGAAAAACUACUCAGGUUACUCAGUAUCUGGCUGAAGCAGGUUACACCACCAGGGGUAAGAUUGGAUGCACUCAGCCUCGUAGGGUGGCUGCAAUGUCUGUUGCCAAGAGGGUGGCUGAAGAAUUUGGUUGUCGUUUGGGGGAAGAGGUUGGAUAUGCAAUUCGAUUUGAGGAUUGCACAGGACCAGACACUGUUAUUAAGUAUAUGACUGAUGGUAUGCUUCUUAGGGAGAUUCUUAUUGAUGAGAACCUGUCCCAGUACUCAGUAAUCAUGCUUGAUGAAGCACAUGAGAGGACUAUACACACUGAUGUCCUUUUUGGACUGCUUAAGCAGCUCGUGAAAAGGAGACCUGAUCUCCGGCUGAUAGUGACAUCUGCCACAUUGGAUGCAGAAAAGUUUUCUGGUUAUUUCUUCAACUGCAAUAUCUUCACCAUCCCUGGUAGAACAUUUCCAGUGGAGAUUCUUUACACCAAACAACCAGAAAGUGAUUAUUUGGAUGCAGCUCUUAUUACUGUCUUGCAGAUUCAUUUGACAGAACCGGAAGGCGACGUCCUAGUUUUCCUGACUGGUCAGGAGGAGAUUGAUUUUGCUUGCCAAUCUCUUUAUGAGAGGAUGAAAGGAUUAGGCAAGAAUGUUCCUGAGCUGAUUAUCUUACCUGUUUAUAGUGCCUUGCCCAGUGAAAUGCAGUCAAGGAUAUUUGAUCCUGCACCUCCGGGGAAGAGAAAAGUGGUUGUUGCCACUAACAUAGCUGAAGCAUCUCUCACAAUCGAUGGUAUUUAUUAUGUUGUUGAUCCAGGGUUCGCUAAACAGAAUGUCUACAAUCCAAAGCAAGGUUUGGAUUCACUUGUCAUCACUCCUAUUUCACAAGCAUCCGCGAAGCAACGAGCUGGACGUGCUGGGCGUACGGGGCCUGGUAAAUGUUAUCGCCUCUAUACAGAGAGUGCGUACCGCAAUGAAAUGUCCCCUACCACCGUCCCUGAAAUCCAAAGGAUUAAUCUUGGUCUCACUACUCUUACAUUGAAGGCAAUGGGUAUAAAUGAUCUUUUAUCCUUUGAUUUCAUGGAUCCGCCAUCGCCCCAGGCUCUGAUUUCUGCCAUGGAACAGCUCUAUAGUCUAGGAGCAUUGGAUGAGGAAGGGCUUCUCACAAAACUGGGAAGGAAAAUGGCAGAAUUUCCUCUGGAACCGCCCUUGUCGAAGAUGCUUCUUGCUAGUGUAGACUUGGGAUGCAGUGAUGAGAUUUUGACCAUCAUUGCUAUGAUUCAGACAGGAAACAUUUUCUACAGGCCUAGAGAGAAACAAGCCCAAGCAGAUCAGAAGAGGGCCAAGUUCUUUCAGCCGGAAGGAGACCAUUUGACUCUUCUCGCGGUUUAUGAGGCUUGGAAAGCAAAGAAUUUUUCUGGGCCAUGGUGCUUUGAGAAUUUUGUUCAGUCUCGAUCCCUGAGGAGGGCUCAGGAUGUUAGGAAGCAGCUUCUCACCAUCAUGGACAAGUAUAAACUGGAUGUUGUCAGUGCUGGAAAGAACUUCACAAAGAUAAGGAAAGCAAUAACAGCAGGGUUUUUCUUCCAUGCGGCACGAAAAGACCCACAAGAAGGUUACAGAACCUUGGUUGAGAAUCAACCAGUUUAUAUACAUCCAAGUAGUGCUCUCUUCCAGAGACAGCCUGACUGGGUUAUUUACCAUGAGCUUGUCAUGACCACAAAGGAGUACAUGCGUGAGGUAACUGUUAUUGAUCCUAAGUGGCUUGUUGAAGCGGCGCCAAGAUUUUUCAAAGUUUCAGAUCCCACCAAGAUGAGCAAGCGGAAGCGUCAAGAGCGUAUUGAACCUCUUUAUGACAGAUACCACGAACCCAAUUCUUGGCGUCUCAGCAAAAGGCGUGCUUGACAUGUAUGAUUUACAUUUCUGUCUGAGUAGUCCUCAAUUUUGCUUCAUCGUGUAAAUGCUUCUAUCUUACUUUUAGCAGAAGGUAAUUUGUAAAACUCCUUUGCUGAGGUAUAAUGAAUUCAAUAACUUUUCUGGUUUGACAGGCAUCUUCUCUUUCUAUUUUCGGUUUUUUCCUAUUGAACUUUUUGAGUUGAACAACACAUUAAGCUUGUAUUAAUGAUAAUCCUCAGGGAUGUACUGGUUUUGAUGAUUAAAAUAGUUGAGGAUAUUUGAGAA
This is a messenger RNA of Eucalyptus grandis, 4128 nucleotides long. RefSeq names its product probable pre-mRNA-splicing factor ATP-dependent RNA helicase DEAH5. Gene Ontology annotation, biological process: spliceosomal complex disassembly; mRNA splicing, via spliceosome. Gene Ontology annotation, molecular function: RNA helicase activity; ATP binding; RNA binding. Gene Ontology annotation, cellular component: catalytic step 2 spliceosome; intracellular anatomical structure. The record is from RefSeq and is a predicted model, not a curated record. The coding region runs from base 262 to 3852 and encodes 1196 amino acids. NCBI's taxonomy places the organism in Eukaryota, Viridiplantae, Streptophyta, Magnoliopsida, Myrtales, Myrtaceae. The transcript has 2 exons.